Effrenium voratum is the source of this 988-nucleotide messenger RNA. The record is from the annotation of a GenBank genome assembly. Lineage: Eukaryota; Dinophyceae; Suessiales; Symbiodiniaceae.
GGCUAAGCUGCUCAAAAAAACACCUUGCACGACGGGGGCGCUGCGCAGCAGUUCGCUAUGCCCCUCAGAUUAGUUGUAUUCGAUUUCGAUCAGACCCUAAGCGCGGUGCACGUCUACAAUUCCCUUGCCGGCGGCACGGAGGCGGGGCUCCCGGGCCCCGCCGCGUGCAGCGAGCUAGGGCAGCUGUCGCGGGUCCUGGAGCUAAGUCACCACCCGCAGCUGCAGCAGCAAGGCGGCUUCGCGGCGGCCUGCUUUGGCGGCCUGGCGCGGGUGGGGCGCCUCGCGGCGAUGCUGGAGAGCCUCUCGGGGGCCGCGGAGCAGCUGCGCGACGCCGGGGUGGAGUGCAUGAUCUGCUCUCGAGGCCUCGUCGGGCCGCUGCAGAAGCUCCUGGACCAGUUGGGACUUCUGCAGUUCUUUUCCGAGGUGUAUGCCAACAUUGGCGACACCUAUGGGCAGACAGGUUACGACAGGGAGGUGCAGCGCGCCGCUUUGGGCGAGGACAUCCGGUUCUUGGGCACACAGCAGCAGUCCCAGUGGAGUUCCAAGCGGCAGGUAGUCGAGAUUGCCAUCCGCAAGCGGGGCUUGAGCCGAGAGGAGGUGCUCUUCGUGGACGACCAGGCCCACGAGAUCAAGUCCAUGCAGGGCGCCUGCCGCAGCUUGCAGGUGUAUCCACCCCGCGGCAUUGGGGAGGGGCAGAUGAGCGAGAUCUUGCGUCACGCGCAGCGCCAACCCUGGGCGCGGCCAGCUCCACGCGGUCCAACCGCUGAGAGACGGGGGAGCAGCAGGACUGCGGCUACACCUAGCCCCGUAGCUUCGCAAGGCAGCUUCCUGGCGUACUCCACACCGCCAGGUAAGGAGAGCAAAGGGAAGUGGCUGCCUGCCCUGCCCGGGCGGAAGGCGCCGGAUCGCGGGCGUCGCGCCUUGUGGUGUUGCCCACAGUGACGCGACCGUUCACCCAGUUGUCCAGUGGCCCCGACACCCAGUGCAU